UUUUAACAAGCCUCCAAGCUAGCUACCUAACGUUAACAUACCGUCGUAGCAGCAGUAGCAGCUUGUUUUGCUGGCGAUAUGGAUUCAAAAGGUCUCAAUCUCCCUCUAUCCUCCUUGUGUCUCCUGGUUCCACCAAUACGCUUGAUGUCAGCAUCCAUGUGGCAAGUGGCUGAGCAACGUAAUGUGAUGCAGUAUGGGAAGCUGGAGGAGUUUGUGACUUUGGUGACCGAGAUGGUUCCAGAGCUGCUAAGCUCCAGGCAGAGGACCCAACUCAUUCUAGGACUGAGAGCAAGGCUGGUUCUUGAGUUGUGCUGUGGUAAAGAGGACAUGGUGGACCAUCAAACCAUCCAACGCCACUUGGAUAGAAUCCAGUCAUGCACAGUAAAGCACAAAGCGAGCAAAAACAAGAGAGUGGAGGCAUCAAAGUCUAACUUUGUGGAGCUGGUCCAAACCCUGCUGGAAGACCCAACGAAGAGGGAACACUUUUUUCAGGAGGUGUUCCCAGUGCAGUACGGUACUAAGUAUGACACAGCACUGCAGAUUCUGGUGUGGGAGUUCUUCUCCAGAUUGGAGGAGCUGCUGCCGGUGCCCAGCUUUACACAGACAGCAUCUUGUCUCAGCCUUGCCUUCUCUGACCUGGAGGAGUGUGUUCAGUCUGUCUCUGACCCUGAGCACCUGAAGACACUGCUACAGCAUCAAAGACACCUGGGACACCUAAACAGAGAUCAUUUGUUCUACGACUCUGACACCAUCCUGUCCGCUCUGUCCCUCACUUCCUUGGUAAACUCUAAACAAACUUCAGUGGAGGCUCGAGGUCGUGACUGUAGGAAGAAAGAACAGGAGGGUGGAGAAGAGUGGCGACCAGAAAUCAGUUACAAUGGAACCUAUAAGGGAACUGAUGAGGGCGUUGAACGACUUGAAGAGGCUGGUGAAUCCAGUUCUGGACAGCAGAAACCAGGAUCAUCACUACACGCUCAUCCAGUGCCCGUAGAUGAACCGGAUAGUGACAUGCCCUCCCAGGUCUUCUCCUGCCCCCAGUGCCCAUUCUCCCACAGGAGAGAGGUGAACCUUCAGCAGCACAUCAGGAAGGAACAUCUAACAGAGGAGGACAGCAGGAGCCUGGACUCUGGAGGAGCUGAGAACUCACUGCCAUCCAAUCAAACAAUACAGAGACCCUCAAUCAAGACAACCAAGAAGUACAUCUGCUUUAAAUGUGGAAAGGGUUUCAGAAGCCCAUCGGACCUGAAACGACAUAAGGGUGUUCACACAGACAUGCAGCCGUUCCAUUGCAACCAGUGUGAUAAAAGAUUCAAAGCGAAGGGUAGUCUAAAACAGCACCAACGAGUUCACUCAGGAGAAAGGCCUUAUGAUUGCUCACAUUGUGGCAGGGGGUUUAGGACAUCCGAUAUCUUAAAAUCUCAUUUACGCAUUCAUACUGGGGAGCGACCUUAUGGGUGUACAAUAUGUGGGAAGAGAUUUAUUCAACGGCAAGUACUAACAAGACACAUCAGGAUGCACAGUGGAGAGAAACCAUACUUGUGUAGCAUUUGUGGAAAGACCUUCGCUUGCUCAGGGGAACUGAUGGUACACUCAAGGAUCCACACAGGGGAACGACCGUAUCAUUGUGAACAAUGUGGGAAUACUUUUAGUCUAGCAAGUAAACUGAAAGUGCAUCAGCGAAGUCAUACAGGCGAACGUCCAUACCCCUGUACACAGUGCCCCAAAGGCUUCUCCACCUCCAACAGACUAGUGAAACACAUGCGAAUUCAUACUGGAGAGAAACCUUACCCAUGUGUAAAGUGUGGCAAAAGAUUCUCUGAAAGGGGAAACAUGAGAAUACAUCAACGAAUGCAUGAAAAAGAGAGAAAAGGUCGACAAAUGUAUUGAUAAACCAACACUAAGCUGUUGAAAUGUUAUUUGGAGAUUCUGCUCUAUAUAGUUCUCUGCUACAUUUUCAGGUGAUUAUGACAUGUUUGUAGAUCUUCUAAUUUGUCAUAAUACCAGGCAGUGUAACUUUACUUCAGAGAUGAUUGGCAAAAUAUGUGUUCUAAAUAUUCUAACCAUUAUCUAAAUAUUGUAACCAUUCUGUAAAAUGUUAAAGUUAUGUCUGGUUAUAUGCGAACAGAUUUGAUUUUACCCUGAAAUAAUUCCCUGAGUUCAAUGCUUCCCAGUUGGAAAACUAACAAUGGGCAAAAACACUAUUGUAAACCACAUUUCUAAUAUAGCAGGACAUCUUAAACAAUACCCUCAAAUAAAAAGUGUUUACACACUU
Molecule: messenger RNA, 2272 nt
Organism: Salvelinus namaycush (lake trout)
Lineage: Eukaryota; Metazoa; Chordata; Actinopteri; Salmoniformes; Salmonidae
Product: zinc finger protein 239-like
Exons: 8
Coding region: 79-1887 (602 amino acids)
Biological process (GO): central nervous system development; regulation of transcription by RNA polymerase II
Cellular component (GO): nucleus
Molecular function (GO): RNA polymerase II cis-regulatory region sequence-specific DNA binding; DNA-binding transcription factor activity, RNA polymerase II-specific
Source: RefSeq, a predicted model, not a curated record